This is a messenger RNA of Alosa sapidissima (American shad), 4696 nucleotides long. RefSeq names its product sorbin and SH3 domain containing 3 (gene sorbs3). Lineage: Eukaryota; Metazoa; Chordata; Actinopteri; Clupeiformes; Clupeidae. The record is from RefSeq and is a predicted model, not a curated record. Gene Ontology annotation, molecular function: protein binding. Bases 294 to 2495 code for a protein of 733 amino acids. The transcript is spliced from 21 exons.
ACACACACACACAUACACGUACGUACACACACAUACACACAUGUUCACAGACAUGAACUCACACAAACGUAGGCUGAGUCACUCUUUGUAGUUUAUCUUUGCCUCCCCCGUCCCAGGACAGACGAAGCAGGACUCUUUCUCUCUCUCUCUUUCUCUCUCACUCACUCACUCGCCCCGCUCUCUCUCUCUUUCUCAUUCUCCUCCCUCUCUCUGUCCUCAGAUCACAGCCGUGCCUCUCCUCAUUGUGAAAAUCCUGUUGGUGACCAUCAGCAGUCAAGCCUAAUUCUGAUGACAUGCAGCCACAGCGACAGGUGGAGGUGCAUAACCAUCUAAAUGGCUCGCGGAUUGUGUUCUCAGAUGAUGGACAGCCGCGCACUAGACCCCAGCAGCAGCUUCUCACCGCUCCAGAUCUGACCCAGGAAGUGGUGGUGAUCUCGCCUGGCCUGCCCACCCCGCCUCUCAGCCCAUUCCGCAUGGUCCAGCCUCCAUCCUCACAAGAGAAGGUUGCAGAAGUAAAUGGCAGUAACUAUCCACCUCGAAGUUUUGGAUCUUACUACGGCCCUACACAGAUAGGAAUGAUGUCCAAUGGUCAGUCUGGGGGAUCUUCCACCCUUCCAAGGAGGUCAGCAACCAGAGAGGAGCGACUCAUUAAAUUCUCUGGCAUCGGCCCUGUGGACGAGACGGGCAUGCCUAUAGCCUCCAGAUCGAGUGUGAACAAACCCAAAGACUGGUACAGGAGCAUGUUCAGGCAGAUCCAUAAGAGGCCAGAAGAUGAAAUGGAGUAUUGGUCAGCUGAAAGGAGCCAACAGCCCCCCACUGCGACCUCAGAGACGGUGACAGUAGACUGGCCUGCAGAUGGGAAGGACAUCUUUACCCUUGACCCUUAUGGAUCCCUGCCUGACUGGAGUGAUGAGCUGGAGGUUGGAGAGAAGCACCCAAAGCCAAAGAGCAUUUUUGACUUUGAACCUGGACAGAGCAACACUCGCAACACCUCUGGGAACAGCAGCCAGCUCCAGGUACAGAGGACCCCUGAGAAGCCUCGCUCCCCCUCCAUAGAGGCAACGCUGGUGUCGGAACUUAAUCGUUUCGAGGCGGAGUUGGACUCGGACAUCCGUGGGCUGGAGAGGAAGCUUUCCCAGAAGCAGCAUCAGCCGCGGCGGCGAGGCUGGGGUGAGGGCGAGAGGAGCAAUACCUCAGGAAACACACCAGCCCCAGGGAGAGAGCAGGACGACAGCUGGCCAGGUGCAAUACAUUCUGGAACAAAGGUGGUGGCUCCAAUCAACCAUUCCUCUGUCCCGGCCACAGCUCCUCCUCGGGCCACAGUGCCUGGCUCAUUCUAUGCUAGAGGCAGAGUCAGUCCGGCACCAGAAGCCAUGGACUUCCCACCAAAGAGAGAAGAGAAGAAGAUGAAGGCGGGCCGGGCCAAGUUCAACUUCCAAGCGCAGUCACCCAAAGAACUGCCGCUGCAGAAAGGUGAUGUGGUGUACAUCCACAGGCAGGUGGACGCCAACUGGUACGAAGGGGAGCAUCAUGGCAGAGCCGGCAUCUUUCCCACCAGCUACGUGGAGAUUAUCCCUCCCUCUGAGAAGCCUACUCCCAUCAAAUCCCCCACCGUUCAGGUGCUGGAGUAUGGGGAAGCCGUGGCCUUGUACAACUUCACCGCCGACCUGCCUGUCGAGCUGUCUUUCAAGAAGGGGGAGGUCAUCUGUGUGACCAGGCAAGUGGAUGACCAAUGGCUGGAAGGUCGGAUCCCGGGCACCUCCCGAAGUGGCAUCUUCCCCUUGAACUACGUCCAGGUCAACAAAAUGCCCCGCACCAAAACUAGUGAUGAGUUCCCCACCUCGCCUGCGUCACCCACGUUCCCCGAGCCGCGGAGCCCCGGGCGUCCGCUUCACUCCCCGUGCCCGCGGUCACCCCUGUCCCCCUCACCCUUCACCCUCGACUCACAGCUCUCACCCCACAAGCCGUCCUCACCCUCCCCGCAUGGCGCCGCAUCCACCCAAUCACGCUCGCCACUCUCGCCCACUCAGACAGCAAAUGCAAAGCAGGCAGCCAAUCACUGGCCCCAUGCAUCACCCGGGUCCGCCUCACCCACGUUACUGAACUCCCACUGGAGUGGCACGCCGCCUACAGCUCACAGCCCAGUGGAUAGAGAAGUGAGGUCACCACUGUCAACAUCCAAUCACAUGCCAUCAUCUCCUCAGGGUCCAGGACUGAACGUCGGUAACAAGCCUGGAUAUUCAACACAGCCAAAUUCCCAUAAAAUUGCUCCUCCCCCACCACAAGCCAGAACUAAUCCUGGAUCUACAGCAGUUCAGCGGACACCGUAUAAAGCAGUGUACAACUACAGACCGCAGAACAAGGAUGAACUGGAACUGAAGGAGGGAGAUAUUUUGCAGGUGAUGGAGAGGUGUGAUGAUGGCUGGUAUGUAGGUACGUCAGAAAGGACACAAGCCUUUGGGACGUUUCCAGGCAACUAUGUGACACCGGUGUAACCACUGGAAUGUUUGACUGUUAUUGGAGAAGUUUGCUUCUGAGUUGUAUCCACUUUACACAGGCUCGCUUGCCACAAAUGAAUGCAGUGUACUUCCUCCCCACAGACACACACAUGGACAAAAUAAGUUUGAUUUGGCAAACACACACACACACACACACACACACACACACACUUCUACUCUAAUUUCCUGACUCAGCAUUGAUCUGCAUGCACACCUUCAUGUCCAGACCACAGAUGCACGAACAAUGUAACCACAAAAUGUCCAGAGAGCAAUUCCAUCACUGUUGUCACUUUUCUCAGCAUGUGUGUGGGACUCACAACACUCCUCAGAAAUGGACACUGCAACAUGGGGUUGGGCACUUGGACUUGAUGCAGGUUAAACUACAUAGGUUUCACUAUAUACAUAGGACAAUUGAACUCCAAGCUAGUUGUUUACACAUAAAUAAUUGGUUGUUCCUGCAAAGCCCAUCACCCAGGUCUGCAUGGUCUGAACCGUCACCAGUGUCAGUGACAUCAUCACACGGCGCCUUCUUCAGCACAGACCUGCACAUGAUGUUCUUUAGGUCUAAAGCAGCCCUGUCAAAAGAUGUCUUGCACUUUGAUUUCAGAUUUGUAACAGCAUCGUGGAUGACCAGAAGAUGGUGACAAGAAAGCGACACUAAAUAUGCCUGGACCGCUUUAUGGCUUUUGCGUUAUCAACAGAUUCUAAUGCCUUACGAUCGGAUUCCACAAGUAUUCUGUGUUGUAUUCCUCUUUUUGUGUUGUAUGAACAGGCUUCUUCAUAUCCCAGUAACUCACCAUGCAGCAUUUGACAGAGCUUGAAAGUUAACAAUAUACAACAUAUAGAAAAGCUUUUUUCUAAACGUAUUUUUUUUUUUUAUCAAUAUUGCGAAUAUGGCCAAAAAAUCAUGAGCAUGAUCUCCGAUAUGUGUCCUAUUUUUGUUUUGUGGAGGACUGAAGUGGAAACAUGAAUAACUACAACAGCAACAACAACGACAGCUUUAUCAAUUCAGCAAAAUGUUUUCAGUGUUGAACGUGUGGAGGUGUCUGAAGAUUCUUUACACCUCUGUGCCAAUUCACCACACCUUAAAAGCCCUUAUAUCCUCUAAAAAGCUUACAGCUUUGUAAAAGCUUUGUAAAAGUUUACAGAGUGCUUUAUGUAGUGUAACUAACAAAUGCAAAAAUUAUCACAAAAUAUGUCCUCAUGUGGACACGACUCACUCCAUAUUUGUUCAUAGAAUGUUUCUCUGUGCCUGUAUUGAGUGGAUGCUGAUUGCUUAAACCCAGUACUUUGUUGCAAUUGUGAGCUGAGCAACCAUUUAAAUUUAAACCAUCUGUAACCAAGCACAAUAGCCAACUUUGGAACCAACUAAUGGAAACAGUUUUUUCACCAUCUGAGGCUUGUUGCUUGUUGAUUUAAACAUAGGCCUAUUACCCAUCAUUGUGGCUCAUGAUAUUAUGAUGUGUCUUGUACAAAAGACAAACUAGGUAACCUAACACCAGAGAUUUGAGAACCACAAAGAUCAAAUAUGAAAAAAUUUAGCCAAAAUUAAUUUUACAAAUUCGCUUAUGUCUAAAAUUGUAUAAAAGGCUUCAAUUAAAUAUAUCUGCUAAAAUGAAAAAAGCAAUCAAUGCUGCAGUGAUUUGAUAUACAAGUUGGUAUUAAUGGACCAUGUCAUGGUCAAAAGCAUUUGUUUGGAAAACACAUGUUGAAACUGUCUCAGUGGCAUGCAAUAAACUAGCCACCGUCAAAGAUUGUAUCACUCAGUGCAUAUUUAGACUGUGCCUUAAGGAGAUGUCCAGCCCUGAAGUGCUGCCCUUCCUAUUAGGUAUAAUGACUAGCCACCUUUGACACAUUUAACUUCUAUGAUUACAGUCAUUACAACUUUUACUUAAGAAAAUAAUUUUAAAUUCCUUUCCUAGAAGUACAAGUAUAGAAUAAUAUGAUUGAUUUUUAUACAAUGGUUGCACAGGUUCAUAUUUUAUUAAGUGAAAAGCCUGGUUUGUAAAUAAAAGCUGUCGUGUCUGUUGUACUGGUUUGCUUCACCUUUGCUCUUGUAAUCUGACCAGUAAGACAAUGUACAGAUUUUUAACUGUAAUAAAAUUGCAAAAUAAUAUAUUUUCUUGACAGCACAAUGCAUUUCAAUGUAAGGUACUCACAUGUUUGCAAAUUAUUCAAAUAAACAAAUGAAACAAAAA